GCGUCUCUUUCUUUAAAGAAAAGACUCCAAGCUGGGAUUACCUUUCUCACACCUGCCACCACUGAUGCCCUCUCAAGGUUAGAGUUUGAGCUACGUGGGACCAGCUUAAUACCAAACGCCAUUCAAAAGGAGCUGCAUGAAGGAACAGCAGACACGGAAAGAAGAGCAACAGCACCCACCCAAUAACAUGAACAAUAGUUUGCAGGUUAACCUGCCCAGGAGUUGGGCUGGUUCAAAUAGCUCACUCCAGGAGAAGUCUGAGCACUCUUUUUUUCUUUUCUAUUACUACAGAAUGGAGGAUGAGGCGGUGCUGGACAGAGGGGCUUCCUUCCUUAAGCAUGUAUGCGAUGAAGAAGAAGUGGAAGGCCAUCACACUGUCUACAUCGGGGUUCAUGUGCCUAAGAGCUAUAGGAGAAGGAGACGCCAUAGAAGAAGACCUGGGCUAAAGGAGAAGAAGGAAAGAGAGAAAAUCUCUGAGUACUACUCCGACAAAUCAGAUGUAGAAAAUGCCGAUGAGACGAGCAGCGGCAUCCUUAAACCACUCAUCUCCCCCGCUGCUGAGCGAAUUCGCUUCAUUUUGGGUGAAGAAGAUGACAGCCCUGCACCCCCUCAGCUCUUCACCGAACUGGACGAGCUUCUGGCUGUUGAUGGACAAGAGAUGGAGUGGAAGGAGACGGCAAGGUGGAUAAAGUUUGAAGAGAAAGUGGAACAGGGCGGAGAGAGAUGGAGCAAGCCUCAUGUCGCGACGUUGUCCCUGCACAGCUUGUUCGAACUGAGGACGUGUAUAGAGAAAGGAUCCAUCCUGUUGGAUUUGGAGGCCACUUCUCUCCCUCAGGUAGUGGAGAUGGUUGUUGACAAUCAAAUUGAGACGGGCCUGUUGAAACUGGACAUGAAGGACAAGGUCACCUACACGCUGCUCAGGAAGCACCGGCACCAGACCAAGAAAUCCAACCUACGCUCUCUGGCUGACAUUGGGAAGACCGUCUCCAGUGCAAGUAGGAUGUUUACCAACCCUGAUAAUGCACGCAGCCCACUUGAGAGUUCUGUGCCCUGCCUAGCAACUCGCACGUUGGAUGAUGAAAUCCGAGUGCAGCGCAGCCCCAGCGUGGGAUGGCUAAGCAGUCCAGCCAUGACUCAUCGGAACCUGACUUCCACCAGUCUGAACGACGUCUCUGACAAACCUGACAAAGAGCAACUGAAGAAUAAGUUUAUGAAGAAAUUGCCCCGUGAUGCUGAGGCCUCCAAUGUGUUGGUUGGUGAGGUAGACUUCUUGGAAAACCCUUUCAUUGCCUUCGUCCGGCUGCAGCAGGCAGUUAUGCUGGGUGCUCUGACUGAAGUCCCUGUUCCUACCCGAUUCCUAUUCAUUUUGCUGGGUCCAAAGGGAAAAGCUAAGUCCUACCAUGAGAUUGGUCGAUCCAUUGCCACUUUGAUGUCGGAUGAGGUGUUCCAUGACAUUGCCUAUAAAGCCAAAGACAGGCAGGACCUGAUCGCUGGAAUCGAUGAGUUCCUGGAUGAAGUCAUUGUGCUUCCACCUGGGGAGUGGGACCCUGCCAUCAGGAUAGAGCCCCCCAAAUCUCUCCCAUCUUCUGAUAAAAGGAAAAACAUGUAUUCAGGUGGGGAGAAUGUACAGAUGAAUGGAGACACGCCUCAUGAUGCAGGCCAUGGAGGUGGGGGCCACGGUGACAGUGAAGAACUACAACGAACCGGCAGAUUUUGUGGUGGUUUAGUCAAAGACGUAAAGAGGAAACUACCUUUCUUCGCCAGUGACUUCUAUGAUGCUUUAAAUAUCCAAGCUCUUUCAGCCAUUCUCUUCAUCUACCUGGGCACAGUGACCAAUGCUAUCACUUUUGGAGGUCUGCUUGGUGACGCUACAGACAACAUGCAGGGCGUGUUGGAGAGCUUUCUGGGCACAGCAGUCACUGGAGCGAUCUUUUGCCUUUUUGCUGGUCAGCCACUCACAAUUCUGAGCAGCACAGGACCUGUCCUUGUCUUUGAAAGACUCCUGUUUAAUUUCAGCAAAGACCACGGCUUUGACUACUUGGAGUUCCGUCUCUGGAUUGGCCUGUGGUCAGCCUUCCAGUGUCUCAUUCUGGUUGCUACUGAUGCCAGCUUCCUGGUCAAAUACUUCACUCGCUUCACAGAAGAGGGAUUUUCGUCCCUGAUCAGCUUCAUCUUCAUUUAUGAUGCUUUCAAGAAGAUGAUCAAGUUAGCAGACUAUUACCCAAUCAAUUCCCAUUUUAAAGUGGACUAUAUCACGUUUUACUCCUGUGUCUGCAUGCCACCAGAGCCAGAUAAUAGUUCAAUAUUUAAUGAGACAACAGCGGUGUCAGUUGAUUGGCUGACCAGUUCCUCUGCUGAGAAGUACAAUAACACGAUCAAGUGGUCAUCUCUGACAAAGAAGGAGUGCUGGAAAUAUGGCGGCUACCUUGUGGGCAACAACUGCAACUACGUCCCUGACAUCACCCUAAUGUCUUUUAUCCUCUUCUUUGGCACCUACACCUGCUCCAUGGCCCUGAAGAAAUUCAAAACCAGCCGUUAUUUCCCAACCACUGCUAGGAAGCUCAUCAGUGACUUUGCCAUUAUCUUGUCCAUUCUGAUUUUCUGUGGAAUAGAUGCCCUAGUAGGUGUGGAUACCCCGAAACUAAUUGUGCCAAGUGAAUUCAAGCCAACCAGCCCCCACAGAGGCUGGUUCAUCCGACCCUUCGGAGGGAACCCCUGGUGGGUGUACCUCGCAGCAGCCAUCCCUGCGCUACUGGUGACCAUUCUCAUCUUCAUGGACCAGCAAAUCACAGCCGUCAUCGUCAACAGGAAAGAGCACAAGCUCAAGAAAGGUGCUGGCUAUCAUCUGGAUUUGUUUUGGGUGGCUGUUCUGAUGAUUAUAUGUUCCUUCAUGGGCCUGCCCUGGUAUGUUGCUGCUACUGUGAUUUCCAUUGCCCACAUCGAUAGCUUGAAGAUGGAGACUGAGACCUCAGCACCUGGAGAACAGCCCAAGUUUCUGGGAGUGAGAGAGCAGAGAGUCACUGGAGUCAUUGUAUUCAUUCUCACUGGUGUGUCUGUCUUUAUGGCUCCCAUCUUGAAGUUUAUACCUAUGCCUGUGCUCUAUGGAGUGUUCCUAUACAUGGGUGUCGCUUCCCUUAAUGGAGUGCAGUUCAUGGAUCGUCUGAAGCUGCUUCUAAUGCCUCUGAAACAUCAGCCUGACUUCAUUUAUCUGCGUCACGUCCCGCUGCGCCGGGUCCACCUGUUCACUUUCCUGCAGGUGGUGUGUCUGGCCCUUCUCUGGAUCCUCAAGUCAACUGUGGCUGCUAUAAUAUUCCCAGUCAUGAUCCUGGCGCUUGUGGCAGUCAGAAAAGCCAUGGACUACCUCUUCUCCCAGCACGACCUCAGUUUCCUUGACGAUGUCAUUCCAGAAAAGGACAAGAAGAAGAAGGAGGAUGAGAAGAAGAAGAAAAAGAAGAAGGGCAGUCUGGAUAGUGACAAUGACGAUGAGAAAAAUCACCAACAUUCCUCGAACGCCAUACAUCGUGCUGAUAAAAUUCCUUUCCUUCAGUCACACACUAUGCCAAGCCCUCCACAAACUCCAGUGAAAGUUGUGCCUCAAAUUAGAAUAGAACUUGAGCCUGAAGACCAUGGUUAUUUCUGGAGGAGCAGGGGAACAGAAACUACUUUGUAACUUUUUUGUUUGUUAAACUUAUACUGAACUUUUUUUUUUUGUCACCAGCCAAAUAUUAAAAUGCUCUCUGCUUCCCUGCCACAUAGGUAAAUCUGACACACACUGUACCUUCCCUCUAACUUUCUCACCCAGUUUUUCCACUCACCAACAUUCGUUUUUGCCUUCUGUCACUCAGACACACACGCAUCUCUCAUUUUUUAAGCAGAGGGCAGAAGUAUUAAGGAUAUAUUAUAAAUACCUUUGUGAAAUGUCAGGGGAACUGACAUUACCUUAGUUAUGAAUCAGUGUUUGUUUUUCUUUUUUCUGUCUGGCAGAACAUAACUGACCUCCAGGCUAAUUCAAUGUCUUUACUACACUACUGGAAAGUGCUGCUACACUAACUUGCUCUUAAAGUCUAUACUUGUAGUGUCAAGAGAAGGAAAACUUAAAGGUACUUCACUCCCAGCACA
This is a messenger RNA of Chelonoidis abingdonii (Abingdon island giant tortoise), 4119 nucleotides long. It is a transcript of the gene SLC4A4, whose product is annotated as solute carrier family 4 member 4. Gene Ontology annotation, molecular function: sodium:bicarbonate symporter activity; solute:inorganic anion antiporter activity; monoatomic anion transmembrane transporter activity. NCBI's taxonomy places the organism in Eukaryota, Metazoa, Chordata, Testudines, Testudinidae. The record is from RefSeq and is a predicted model, not a curated record. Gene Ontology annotation, biological process: monoatomic anion transport; transmembrane transport; regulation of intracellular pH. Gene Ontology annotation, cellular component: basolateral plasma membrane; plasma membrane.